GAUGGGAAAUUGGGAGCGGAAAGGGAGGGCAUUGGCGACAUUUACGUACAAUGUCCAGACUCCAGAAGUUGGUUACUGAUUGAUUCUUGUCUUGCUUUCCACUGUUGCUUUCCCUCUCUCCGUCUCUCUCCCUAACCAACACUCCCGAACCAAACCACAUACAGAGAUCCAGUAAAAGCCCUUUCCAUUACAAGGCAGCCUCACCCCGGAUUUCCUUUUUGUUUGUCUCCUCUAGUAUAAAUUCACACACCGCCAAAGAGGCAGGGAAUGAGGGAACCGGCGAUGGUGGAGGGGAUAGACAGCAACGCUGCAGCACCUGGAGCGCUGCCUCCGCCGACUUCACCCCCGCAAGCAUUGCUCGAGAGGCUGAAAGAUUACGGCCAGGAAGAUGCUUUCGCGCUUUGGGACGAACUCUCCCCUGAAGAGCGUCACCUCCUCGUCAAGGAUAUCGAGAGUUUGGAUCUUUUGAGAAUAGAUCGGAUCAUUCGCUGCUCUCUUCGAUCCCAAGCACUGCCGGUAGCAGCAAUAGAGCCAGUGCCCGAGAGUUGCGUGUCCUCGGUAGAGGAGAGAACAAUGGAGGAGAGGGAAAGGUGGUGGAAGAUGGGAUUGAAGGCUAUAUCAGAAGGCAAAUUGGCUGUUUUGCUUCUAUCUGGUGGCCAGGGAACUCGGCUUGGAAGUUCAGAUCCCAAGGGAUGUAUCAAUAUUGGACUUCCUUCCGGGAAGUCACUUUUUCAACUGCAAGCUGAGAGGAUUUUAUGUGUUCAAAGACUAGCUGCACAAGCUAUGAAUGAGGGUUCAACAGGUUCAGUGACAAUACACUGGUACAUAAUGACUAGUCCUUUUACUGAUGAUGCAACACGCAAAUUCUUUGAGAGUCAUAAAUACUUUGGUCUUGAAGCAGAUCAAGUUACUUUCUUCCAGCAAGGCACCAUACCUUGUAUCUCAAAGGAUGGUAGAUAUAUCAUGGAGACUCCAUUCAAGGUAGCUAAGUCUCCAGAUGGGAAUGGAGGAGUGUAUUCAGCUCUGAAAUCUUCAAGAUUGUUAGAGGAUAUGGCCACAAGAGGGGUUAAAUAUAUAGAUUGCUACGGUGUUGACAAUGCUUUGGUUCGUGUAGCUGAUCCAACUUUCUUGGGAUAUUUCAUUGAUAAAGGGGUAGCUGCAGCCGCAAAAGUUGUCCGAAAGGCGUAUCCCCAGGAAAAGGUUGGUGUUUUUGUAAGGCGAGGUAAAGGUGGACCACUUACUGUGGUUGAAUACAGUGAAUUAGAUGCUUCACUGGCUUCUGCAAUCAAUCAGCAAACCGGACGUCUUCGUUUUUGCUGGAGCAAUGUGUGCUUACACAUGUUUACUUUGGAUUUCCUAAACCAAGUGGCAAAUGGCCUUGAGAAAGACAGCAUUUACCAUCUUGCAGAGAAAAAAAUUCCUUCCAUUCAUGGUUAUACUAUGGGUUUGAAACUAGAGCAGUUCAUAUUUGAUGCAUUUCCAUAUGCUCCUUCAACUGCUCUGUUUGAGGUAUUACGAGAGGAAGAGUUUGCACCAGUGAAAAAUGCCAAUGGUUCAAACUAUGACACUCCAGACAGUGCGAGGCUACUGGUUCUGCGACUGCACACUCGUUGGGUAGUUGCUGCAGGUGGCUUCUUAACACAUUCAGUGCCGUUAUAUGCGACUGGUGUGGAGGUAUCACCACUUUGUUCUUACGCCGGAGAAAACCUAGAAUCCAUAUGCCGUGGAAGAACAUUUCAUGCACCUUGUGAAAUCGCAUUUUAGUUUUGACUUCUAUCUGCAUAUUCUUGAUUUGUGCAGCCUACUCGGUUGAACACGAGUACAGUCCAUUGCAUGGUAUGGAUAUAUUUGGAUAAAUAGUGGUUCAAAAUGCUAAUGUACGAACCAAAGGUUUUGCAAUAUUUCAGGCUUGUGAUUAUAUGCCAUCCAUUAUCAUUAUUUACUAGUGCUACAAUAAUGCAUCUGUCAUUCUCACGUUUGUUUUUA
Messenger RNA from Theobroma cacao (cacao), 1986 nucleotides. It is a transcript of the gene GLCNAC1PUT2, whose product is annotated as N-acetylglucosamine-1-phosphate uridylyltransferase 2. Gene Ontology annotation, molecular function: UDP-N-acetylglucosamine diphosphorylase activity. The record is from RefSeq and is a predicted model, not a curated record. Gene Ontology annotation, biological process: UDP-N-acetylglucosamine biosynthetic process. NCBI's taxonomy places the organism in Eukaryota, Viridiplantae, Streptophyta, Magnoliopsida, Malvales, Malvaceae.